This is a messenger RNA of Rotaria socialis, 987 nucleotides long. The record is from the annotation of a GenBank genome assembly. NCBI's taxonomy places the organism in Eukaryota, Metazoa, Rotifera, Eurotatoria, Philodinida, Philodinidae.
AUGUCUUCUCAAAUAGCUGUUCCGAUCAGUUGGUUUAUACAUUUCAUAACAUGCCAUUACAUUAUACGUCGCGUUCCGAGCGAUAUGGUUCGAAUGGUUUUAACGUUAUUACCAUGUGUAUUACUUACUUACAUUAGUUGUAAUGAUCUUCCCCAGUAUCAAAUGUCAUCACUGAUCACCACAUCAGUCUGUUGGAUGGUGUCCAUACGUAUUAUUCAAUCGAUAGUAUUUUCACCCAAUGAAGUCUGUCCUCUCUAUUCAUUCAUUUUAAAACCAUUCUGGACAAUUUUUCCUGUGAUUCCAUCUGCAAAAAUGGAGAAACAAUGGCCAAUCGUUUUUGAUUUUAUUUCAGGACUUAUGAAAUUAAUCAUCAAUCAAUGGAUUUUUCGAUGGCUCAUUCGUUGUGAACCAAGAGAUAAUUAUUCAACGACAAUCAUGCUUUCUAUCAUGAUAUUAACAAGUUCGCACAUUUCAGAUAUACAAAUAGGCUUCGUUCGACUGAUCACUCGAGAUAAAUAUACGCUUUUUUCAAUCAGUAAUUAUCCUCUAUUUAGCAAAUCAUUACGUGAAUUUUGGGGUCGACGCUACAAUCGUUUAGCCAGUACUGUUUUCAAUGAAUGUAUAUUCCAACCGAUUAGUGCAUGUUCAUCUUCGCCGAUGCUGGCAGCUAUGACAACAUUCAUCGUCAGUGGAUUACUUCACGUGCAUGUUAAUCUUGUGAUUUUAAAUGAUACACGGACCAUUAUUCCAACGUUUGCCUUCUUCUUUCUGAAUGGUGUUGCUUGCUGCAUAGAAAAACGCAUGGCUAUUCGACUACCAGCACCUCUUGGAUGGUUUUUAACACAUUGCUUUCUUCUUAUAACAUUACCGUUAUCUAUGGGACCCUAUGCUCGGCAAGGACCCAUUUAUUUUGAACAAAAUCUUCCGCCACUGUUUGAUUCUAAAUGGAUACCAAAGUUGCCGGUACCCGAUAUUUGUCUCGGGUAG